Neospora caninum is the source of this 1458-nucleotide messenger RNA. RefSeq lists its product as hypothetical. NCBI's taxonomy places the organism in Eukaryota, Apicomplexa, Conoidasida, Eucoccidiorida, Sarcocystidae. The coding region runs from base 1 to 1458 and encodes 485 amino acids. The record is from RefSeq and is a predicted model, not a curated record. The transcript is spliced from 3 exons.
AUGUUGGCGCUUGCGGUUUCUCGACCGUUUCUCUUCUCACUCGUCGCUGUCCUCUCUGCUGCCUUCACACCGUUUUUCCCACCUUCUUCCGUCACCUGGGGACCGCCGCGUAGAGUCGGGCAUCCGGACUCUCUACUGUUCUCCGCAGUUGGUCCUUCGGCCGCCGUCGUCGGGGCCUACGCCGCACAGCCUGUCGUGGAUCCUCUUCUCUUUGGGGCUCCACAUGGCGCUGCCGUCCAAACCCUCGGCUUGGAACAGGCGAUUUCGAGCCAUGCCGAACCGUCGGUAACGUCCACGAUGGACCUUCCCGACGAGGAAGGCGCGGCGACGGUGACGCUUCCUCGCCGCCCACGAGGCGCGCUAUACGCCCGACCUAGCAUGAUUGACGCAGUCGAACAGACUGAGGACUUGCUCGAGAGCGCGCGUGGAUGGCGACGCCAGGGAGGGAAGUUGAAGGGUGUCUCCGCGAACGCCGCGGCGCUUGCCACGGCCGGAUCGCGGAAGAAGGUGGUCUUCAAUAUCACCACCAAGCUGUCGCUCUUCACGCACGCCGACGGGACCGUGGUCUGCGAAACCGGAGGCGUCGCAGCGGCGGCAGUUGCUGGUGAGGUUCGGGCGAUUUCCUUCAGUGGCAGCCGGGGCUACGUGGCGCAAGCGUACGGGCGUGGUCUCUCGCUCCUGGGCCCCGCAACGAACGCGCCGAUCCUGCCGCUCACUCGCGGCUCCGACAAAUCUGUGAAAGCCGGGUCAAGCCUUCUGGUCCUCUGUCCGCGGGCGAACCAACCCGCCGUCGCGAUACCUCGGAACAAGGCAGUCUCAGUCCAGAGGCCGGUGCUCGUCAGAAAAGCCAUAGAGGCCAAGCGGCGCCUCCGCCUUCAGGAGCAAGCGUCGCGUUUCGAGCGCUACGGAGAACGCGCGCGAAAGGUUCAGCGAGUAGCUGCAUCCGCUCUCGUUGUGUUUCUUUUUGGGAUGGUGAGUUCUAUUCACCGGCUUUCCCUGUGGCUAGAGGCGCCGGAAACCCAAAAGGUUGUUGACACAGUGUACCGAGCCCUCAUCGAACCAGCGCCUGUCGAAGUGAACAGCGGAGCAAAACUCACGACGAUUCUUAGCGCCAGCGGCGAUGAGGAACAGGUCGCCCAAGUUCGCGCUGUCCUCUCGAAAACAGAUCGUCGUGCGCUGGCCUCGUACGAAAGAGCCACGGCGCACCUGAACUCGGCUCUCAGCAACUCGGUCGGGUUGGUGUUUUCUGCCGCUGUGUUAAUCGCCGCAAAAGGCGCGACGUUCGUCUACACGCACCGGACUGCGCGGAACCGGAGGCGCGCGUGGGGGCGGAGGAAAGCCUCGCAGGGACAGGAGCGAGACAACGAAGAAGCGUGGAUUGAAGCGAACGAAGUUGGGCCAGAGGAGCUCGGAGAGGCAGACAUUGUCAUCCCCGAGGAAGAGCCUGCGGCUCGAUGA